AUGAGGAGAGUUCCAGUCUCCAUGAUAACAAAAGAUAGACGUGGAAAACUGCUGUCUAAAUACAUGGAGCCACAGAAUCUAACAGUCAUCUCAGAAUUCCUCCUCCUGGGCCUUUCUGAGGAUCCAGAACUGCAGCCCCUCAUUUUUGGGCUGUUCCUGUCCAUCUAUAUGAUCUCUCUUUCUGGGAACCUGCUCAUCAUCUUGGCUGUCAGCUUUGACCGUCACCUGCACAUUCCCAUGUACUUCUUCCUCUCCAACCUGUCCUUGGCUGACAUCGGAUUCAUCUCCACCACAGUCCCCAAGAUGCUAGUGAACAUCCAGACACAGAGUGAAUCCAUCACCUACGUGGGCUGCCUGACACAAGUGUCCUGUUUUUAUCUCUUUGGGUGUCUGGAUAGUCUCGUCCUCAGUGUGAUGGCUUAUGACCGGGUUGUGGCCAUCUGUCACCCCCUGCACUACACAGUCAUCAUGAACCCCCGCCUCUGUGGCUUGCUGAUUUUGCUAUCUUUUACCGUCAGCUUUUUGUUCUCCCAGCUUCAACUUUUAUUGGUAUCACAAGUUACUUUCUGCACAGAUAUGAAAAUCCCUAAUUUCUUCUGUGACUCUCCUCAACUCUUUAAACUUGCUUGUUCUGGCGCCUCCACAAACAGCAAAUUAUCAUAUGGUAUCGGUGGCAUCAUUGGUGCUGUUCCAGCCUCAGGGAUCAUUUUGUCCUAUAUACGAAUUGUUUCCUCCGUUCUGAGAGUCUCAUCUUCAGGUGGGAGAAUUUAUCAUUCAGGAGUGAAGAAUGAAAAGCAUUAUGAAGACUUUUUAAUACUGAAAAUUGGUGAAAAUAGUUAA
This is a messenger RNA of Orycteropus afer afer, 840 nucleotides long. RefSeq names its product olfactory receptor 7E24-like. Gene Ontology annotation, cellular component: membrane. The record is from RefSeq and is a predicted model, not a curated record. Lineage: Eukaryota; Metazoa; Chordata; Mammalia; Tubulidentata; Orycteropodidae. Gene Ontology annotation, biological process: G protein-coupled receptor signaling pathway. Gene Ontology annotation, molecular function: olfactory receptor activity; G protein-coupled receptor activity.